AUGGUUGUUAACAAUAUUACAUUCCUUGAAGAUCUUGACAUACAGAAGGAUGAUUUCACUGUCAAGGUCCGAAUUGUUAGACUGUGGAAGCAACCGGUGUUUAAAAACUCGGAUGAAAUAUAUUCCAUUGAAAUGAUAUUAAUGGAUGAACAGGGCACUAAAAUACAAGCUAAUUUCCUAAAAAAAUGGGUUCCUAAGUUCAGAAACUUACUUCAGGAAGGAGCUGCAGUUUUUAUUAAGAAUCCUAUAAUUGCUCGACAUGCAACGAAGUACAAGUUAAUUGAUAAUACAAACAAGUUAAAUGUAAAUGGUGAAAUUAUUGCGUGUGAGACAAUGGUGACUCUUUCAGAUAACAAUGGAAAAGCCAAAAGACGGAUGCAGGUGGAGAUGCAGGAUUUGGAGGGGAUUAAAAUGCAAGUGACAUUGUGGGAUGCGUUCGCUCAGGAAUUGAAUGAUUAUGGUUCUACUAACAAGGACAAGGGGAUUGUUAUUCUUGUUAUUCAGUUUGCAAUGGUCAAAAUUUACAGAGAAAGACCAUUUCUUUCUAACUCAUUCAAUGUUACGAGGUUGUUAAUCAAUUCAGACAUUGAUGAAAUCAAUGAUUUUAAGAAAAGUUUGAUUCGGGAAAGUGGCAAAUCUAAAUCGUCACAACAGAUUUCAUUGCUCUCUGGAUUGUCUUAUUCAUAUCGUGAAUUUUUUUUAGACAGAACCAGUAGAGCAAACAUUGUUGAAAUCAGUGAGACUGUUGAGGCGAAAUCACUAAUUGUAUUAGGAACGGUGAAAGCAUUUAGGAAGGAUGUCCCUUGGUUUUACAUGGGUUGCACGAGGUGUAAUCGCAAGGUUCGAACCAUGUACACUAUAACUGACAAGGAUGAUGGAUCUGGUAUGAAAGAAGAGAGUGAAAGUUUUGAUUGUACGACUGACAGAUGCAGAGGUAAAAAGACAGAGGAUGAUACUGGAAUUGUAUCAUUGACAUUAUUUGAUCGAGAAGCUAAUAAAGUUUUGAAUCAAACAGCAACAGAGUUCUAUAAAAAAGUUAAAGAGCUUGCUGAAUUAGAGUCAGUAAAUCUGCUUUCAACAGAUUUCAGUUCUCAAGAUAAGUUAAAGGAUGUUGUUUCAUUUACUGGUGAGAAUGCAACAAUAAGAGCACUGCAGACAGUCCGAAAUCAGAAGAGAAGUUGUCUGACAGAAGGCUUAGGAAAGGAGUUGAUAGGAAGCGGCUUUUUGAAAGUUGGUCUGAUGCCGAUCAGGAAGGAAAAGGAUCGGCUAUAA
Messenger RNA from Cynara cardunculus var. scolymus (artichoke), 1272 nucleotides. RefSeq lists its product as uncharacterized. The record is from RefSeq and is a predicted model, not a curated record. Gene Ontology annotation, biological process: DNA recombination; DNA replication; DNA repair. The transcript has 10 exons. Gene Ontology annotation, molecular function: DNA binding. Gene Ontology annotation, cellular component: nucleus. NCBI's taxonomy places the organism in Eukaryota, Viridiplantae, Streptophyta, Magnoliopsida, Asterales, Asteraceae. The coding region runs from base 1 to 1272 and encodes 423 amino acids.